Bombyx mandarina (wild silkworm) is the source of this 669-nucleotide messenger RNA. RefSeq names its product pheromone biosynthesis activating neuropeptide (gene PBAN). The record is from RefSeq and is a predicted model, not a curated record. Gene Ontology annotation, molecular function: neuropeptide hormone activity. Gene Ontology annotation, biological process: neuropeptide signaling pathway; pheromone biosynthetic process. NCBI's taxonomy places the organism in Eukaryota, Metazoa, Arthropoda, Insecta, Lepidoptera, Bombycidae.
AUGUAUAAAACCAACAUUGUUUUCAACGUUUUAGCUUUGGCAUUGUUCAGUAUUUUCUUCGCGAGUUGCACGGAUAUGAAGGAUGAAAGCGACAGAGGAGCUCACAGUGAGCGGGGCGCUCUCUGGUUUGGCCCCAGACUCGGGAAGCGGUCAAUGAAGCCGUCAACUGAAGAUAACAGGCAAACCUUCCUGAGGCUGCUCGAGGCGGCUGAUGCCCUCAAAUUUUACUACGACCAGCUACCUUACGAGAGGCAAGCCGAUGAACCGGAAACCAAAGUAACAAAGAAGAUCAUCUUCACCCCCAAACUCGGGAGGAGCGUCGCCAAACCCCAGACGCAUGAAAGCCUCGAAUUCAUCCCCCGGCUCGGAAGGCGGCUCUCUGAGGACAUGCCUGCUACGCCAGCUGACCAGGAAAUUUACCAACCUGACCCCGAAGUAAUGGAGUCAAGAACAAGAUACUUCUCGCCCAGGCUGGGGCGCACCAUGAGCUUUUCGCCCAGACUGGGAAGGGAGCUUUCGUACGAUUACCCUACAAAAUAUAGGGUUGCCAGAAGCGUUAACAAGACAAUGGACAACUAAACGAAUUAUGGUCCGCUUGAGGUACCUCAUUUGAGGUCUCGAUCGACUCCGACGAACGGUUACGGGUAAACGGCGACAAUGUUAAUGUUU